Arxiozyma heterogenica is the source of this 1740-nucleotide messenger RNA. RefSeq names its product arginine permease CAN1 (gene CAN1). NCBI's taxonomy places the organism in Eukaryota, Fungi, Ascomycota, Saccharomycetes, Saccharomycetales, Saccharomycetaceae. The transcript has a single exon. The coding region runs from base 1 to 1740 and encodes 579 amino acids. The record is from RefSeq and is a predicted model, not a curated record. Gene Ontology annotation, cellular component: membrane. Gene Ontology annotation, molecular function: amino acid transmembrane transporter activity. Gene Ontology annotation, biological process: amino acid transmembrane transport.
AUGAUUAUUGAAAAAGAAAUCACUCCGAUGUCUCCCUCCUCUAAUGAUAUUAGAUUAAGAAAAAAAUCAAUAGAUUAUAAGGACGAAAAAUUGAAAACGGCUAUAUCAUAUACAUCGCAACAUGAAGAACAUGAAUUAGGUGUAAACAGAACUUACGAUGAUAUUAAUGAUUUAGAAUCAAUAGAAGAAGAAUUAGGUGUCAUCAAAGAUGUAGAGGUUAAAAGAGAAUUAAAACAAAGACAUAUUGGUAUGAUUGCCCUAGGUGGCACUAUCGGAACAGGUCUUUUCAUCGGGCUGUCUACUCCACUGUCACAAGCAGGUCCAGUUGGUGCCCUCAUAGCGUAUCUGUUCAUGGGUACACUUGUAUACAGCGUAACCCAAUCUUUAGGUGAAAUGGCUACUUUCAUUCCAGUUACAUCCUCUUUUACUGUCUUCUCCCAAAGAUUUUUAAGUCCCUCAAUUGGGGCAGCUAACGGCUACAUGUAUUGGUUUUCUUGGUCUGUCACUUUUGCCUUAGAAUUGAGUGUUGUCGGUCAAGUGAUCCAAUUUUGGACAACGGCUGUACCUUUAGCAGCAUGGAUUAGUAUAUUUUGGGUUAUUUUAACGGUAGGUAAUAUGUUUCCCGUCAAAUAUUAUGGUGAAUUCGAAUUUUGGAUUGCUUGCAUUAAAGUUAUAGCGAUCACCGGGUUUUUGAUUUACUGUCUUUGUAUGGUGUGUGGCGCAGGUGUAACGGGCCCUGUUGGUUUCCGUUACUGGCGUCACCCAGGUGCAAUGGGACCAGGUAUCAUUUCGAAGGAUGUCAAUGAAGGCAGGUUUUUAGGUUGGCUGUCAUCUCUUAUCAAUGCUGCAUUUACCUAUCAGGGUACGGAGUUAGUAGGAAUCACUGCUGGUGAAGCAGCAAAUCCAAGAAAAUCUGUGCCUCGUGCAAUAAGAAAAGUUGUUUUCCGUAUUCUCUUCUUCUAUAUUGGCUCGUUGUUCUUCGUUGGUCUUUUAGUUCCUUACAAUGAUCCCAAAUUAAGUAGCAAGGAUUCAUAUAUCGCAUCCUCACCUUUUAUUAUUGCUAUUGAAAAUUCAGGUACUAAAAUCUUACCUGAUAUUUUUAAUGCAGUCAUCGUCUCCACUAUUAUAUCGGCAGGCAAUUCUAAUAUAUACGUUGGUUCACGUAUCUUAUAUGGGCUAGCCAAGAAUAAAUUAGCGCCAAGAAUUUUAUCCAAGACUACAAAACAAGGUGUACCAUAUUUAGCAGUUAUAACAACGUCCGUGUUUGGUGCAUUAGCAUAUAUGGAAACCACUACGGGUGGUGCAAAUGCAUUUAACUGGUUAUUGAAUAUUACCGCAGUUGCUGGAUUUUUCACUUGGUUAUUUAUAUCUAUUUCGCACAUACGGUUUAUGCAAGCUUUAAAGUUCAGAGGUAUCUCUAGAGAUGAUUUACCGUUCAAAGCAGUUUUAAUGCCAUACUUGGCAUAUUAUGCGGUUUUUUUUAUGAGUAUUAUUAUCAUAAUUCAAGGUUUUACUGCGUUUGCACCUUCGUUUAGCGGUCAAGAUUUUGCUGCUGCAUACGUUUCUGUGUUUUUAUUUAUAUUCCUUUGGAUCGUAUUCCAACUUUGGUUCCGUUGUAGACUUAUCCAUAAAAUUGAAAAUGUGGAUAUUGAUACAGAUAGAAGAGAUAUUGAAGCUGUCGUGUGGGAAGAUUCCGAACCUAAAACAUUCUGGGAUAAGUUUUGGGCAGUUGUUGCAUAA